Solanum lycopersicum (tomato) is the source of this 972-nucleotide messenger RNA. Lineage: Eukaryota; Viridiplantae; Streptophyta; Magnoliopsida; Solanales; Solanaceae. The record is from RefSeq and is a predicted model, not a curated record.
AUGGGGGCCACAGGAACAGGAAAAUCCCGUCUCUCUGUUGACCUUGCCACCCAUUUUCGAGGAGAAAUUAUUAACUCGGAUAAAAUGCAAGUUUACAAGGGACUUGAAAUUGUUACAAACAAGAUCACACAUACUGAAAAACAAGGUGAAAUUAAACAAGAUUCAGACUUCACAGCUGAAGACUUUUGUUUGCAAGCUAUCAUCUAUAUAGAAAAAUUACUGAAGACUCAACGUGUUCCAAUUAUUGUUGGAGGGUCAAAUUCGUAUAUCGAAAAACUUGUGGAAGAUCCUGUGUUCAUGUUCAAAUAUAAGUAUGAUAGCUGCUUUAUUUGGAUUGAUGUUGAGCAAUCAGUCUUGAACUGUAGAAUUGACAUAAGGGUUGAUAAAAUGGUCAAAGCAUAUAAAAUGAAUACAUUCAUCAAUAAUGAAGAGUUCAAGAAGAAAGUUAUCUUCAUAAUGGGGGCCACAGGAGCGGGAAAAUCAUGUUUCUCUGUUGACCUUGCCACCCAUUUUCGAGGAGAAAUUAUCAACUUGGAUAAAAUGCAAGUUUACAAGGGACUUGAAAUUGUUACAAACAAGAUCACACAUACUGAAAAACAAGGUGUACGACACUAUUUGUUAGGGCUAGUGGAUGAGGUGCGACAGAUUUUAAUUCCAGAUGCAGAUUACACCAAAGGAAUCCAACGGUCCAUCGGGGUCCCUGAAAUGGACAGAUAUUUAAGGGAAGAAACAAACAUAGACGGAGAGGAUGAAUCAAAGAAGAUGAUUUUUCAAGCUUCAAUUUCAAGUAUCAAGCGUAAUACUCGUGAAAUUGAACCAGAUUCAGACUUCACAGCUGAAGAUUUUUGUUUGCAAGCUAUCAUCUAUAUAGAAAAAAUACUGAAGACUCAACGUGUUCCAAUUAUUGUUGGAGGGUCAAAUUCGUAUAUCGAAAAACUUGUGGAAGAUCCUGUGUUCAUGUUCAAAAUAUAA